Gamsiella multidivaricata is the source of this 2782-nucleotide messenger RNA. RefSeq lists its product as uncharacterized. Bases 143 to 2728 code for a protein of 861 amino acids. The transcript has 5 exons. The record is from RefSeq and is a predicted model, not a curated record. Gene Ontology annotation, molecular function: nucleotide binding; 3'-5'-RNA exonuclease activity; nucleic acid binding. Gene Ontology annotation, cellular component: nuclear exosome (RNase complex); nucleolus. Gene Ontology annotation, biological process: poly(A)-dependent snoRNA 3'-end processing; exonucleolytic trimming to generate mature 3'-end of 5.8S rRNA from tricistronic rRNA transcript (SSU-rRNA, 5.8S rRNA, LSU-rRNA); nuclear polyadenylation-dependent snRNA catabolic process. NCBI's taxonomy places the organism in Eukaryota, Fungi, Mortierellomycota, Mortierellomycetes, Mortierellales, Mortierellaceae.
GCUGAUCUCCAACAUUUGACAGUUUUGAAAAUAUAGUUUGUGGUCACGCCAAAGCCACAGCAAUAACAUACUUUUUUUUGUAUCAACCAUUCCACUCUUCAUUGGACGCUUCACCCAUUCACUCUCGUUGACCACCACCACCAUGGCCACAAACAACAUUGUCGCCGACUUUGAGACCUGGCAAACAUCUCUCUUUGGUAUCCUGGUCAAGGCUACUAGGGCUGCCAACGCUAUUCCCGCUAGCGAUGUCAGCUUUUACAAGACCCUUGAUCAUUCUUUCGCCGAGAAUAUGAACGACGCCUCGACUGCGACCCUGGACCUCUGCAACGGACUCCUGCGUCAGGCCGCUGGCCAUCAGACUGAGCAACUUAAGGAUGGGGACGAUGUGGCCGACCGCUACGACAUUAUCGUGGACGCUGUCGACAACAUGCUGGAGAAAGUGGAUGUUGCUCUGGAUGAGAUGAAAGCUCCGCGAAAGAAAGGAGCACCCGCCAUUCCUCAAAGUACCCCCAUUGUCGCUUCUGCCAAGAAUGACAGGCUGGAAUACAAACUGAUUCACGCCCAAAACAUUGCUCGACCUCAGCUGCGAUUCCCUGAUCCAGUCGACAAUUCGUCUACUCCCUUCCUGCGCAAGAUCACAUACAAACCCAAUGCAAAGGUGGAUCUCAGUUAUGGCAUGGAUCGUACGUCGACUGACUCUUUCUCAUCGGAAUUAAUGGUGCAACCCCACCCUUACGAGUAUGAGAUCAAGCACUUGGAUUAUCCUCAGCACAUGUUUGAGCAGAGACCCGAGCAACUGUAUACGCCCUUUGAUCAGACAUCGCCAAUCUGGGUAGACACGGAGGAGGCGCUCAAAGACAUGUGCAAGGCUCUGGAGAUGCAGCGGGAGAUUGCUGUUGAUCUGGAACACCAUAACUACCGAUCCUUUCAGGGCUUUGUCUGUCUGAUGCAGAUCUCGACUCGUGAUCAGGAUUAUAUGAUCGACACACUAGAGCUCCGAGGAUCAUUGCACCUCUUGAACCAGUCCUUUACGGAUCCCAAUAUCGUCAAGGUCUUGCACGGAGCAGAGUCUGAUAUUAUCUGGCUGCAGCGAGAUUUCGGUGUCUACAUCGUCAACCUGUUCGACACCUAUCAUGCUACGAAACUGCUCGAAUUCGGAAGCCAUUCGUUGGCCCAUUUGUUAAAACUGUAUGCGGACUUCGACGCGGACAAGAAAUAUCAGCUGGCUGACUGGCGUAUUCGCCCAUUGCCGAAAGAGAUGCUCAAUUAUGCGCGCUCGGAUACCCAUUUCUUGCUUUACAUCUAUGAUCGUAUGCGAAACGCCCUCCUGGACAAGUCCAACCCAACAACGCACAACCUUCUGCGUGCGACCCUGCUUCGCUCUUCAGAAACGUCGCUUCGACUACAUGAGAAGGAGGUAUACGAUGCAGAGGGAGGCGAUGGCGCUAACGGAUGGAGGAAUCUUUACUCGAAAUGGAACCGGGCGCUCAACAACAUGCAGUUUGCGGUGUUCAAGGCAGUCCAUGCCUGGAGGGAUCAGACGGCCCGCGACGAGGACGAGAGUAUCCGAUAUGUUCUCCCAAACAACAUGCUUUUCAAGUUGGCUGAGCAGAUGCCAGAGGAGGCUUCGGAAGUGCUUGCCUGCUGCAACCCCGUUCCGCCGUCUGUCAGAAUGAAUGCGACCGAUGUUGCCAUGCUGAUCAGCCGCACCAAGGCCAGUGUACCAACGAUGCUGGGAGGCUUCAAGCCUAUCGAAAUUGAUGUCCCAGUGCAUGUGCGCUUUGACCCCAAGACAGGGCUCCAGUCAACAGAGGACGGCAAAAAAGCGACAGAAGGGUCAUCAUCUUCAUUAUUAUCUCACAAAGCGACACCAUUGGAGAGGGCAGCACAGGCUCAGGGUGGAAAGGUCAUUGCAGCUGCGAGUUCGGGCAUGUUUGGUCAAGGCUCAGUCCGGGCUUCUGCUGUUACCAGCAAGCCAUUGGCUGAUCCUACGCCCCUCAUGGCCACUCACUCAGGUAUGUUUGGGGACCUUAUAGCUUCUAGGGCUUCUCAGGCGGAGGAGGAGGGAAAGAAGAUUGCGCAACGGAUCAUGAUGGAAUUAUCACACCGGCCGGCAGAAGCCGCACCUGUAUUCAAGGAGGUCACCGAUACCGCGGACCUGGAACCUGUCAAGACGCCUGUCGCAGAUGCGAAGACAGAGGAAGAACAGCAGGAGGUGCUGUUCACGCCACAGGAAGAUCGUGUCACUAAGCAAAAGAGGACCGAUGUUCUCAUGCUCUCAUCCAUGUCCACGAAGCGGUCCAGAGCCAUUGACGAGGAGCGUGCAGAGCUUGCGCGGGAAGAGAUUGGAUCAGGUAACGCAGAAAUUGCAGGCGGCGACAAUGCAGAGGUGGUGUCGAUCAAGAAGAAGAAGCCCAGAAAAGAAAAGUUGUCUGCAUCGUCAGCCAGCGCGACACCUACGUCCUCAGCUGCCGUCUCGGGCGAUGAGUUGCCAGAAGCCUUCAAACCAUUUGAUUACAACAGUGUUCGGUCAGUUGUGGAUGAAGUAGUUGACAGCGCUGGCAAGAAGCGACAGAAGAAGAAGAAGGUCGAGGCGACCAACGAGCGCGCUGCACCCUUCGAUCCUUAUUCCAAACUGGAGGAAAAGAAGGACCUGAAGAAGAAGGACGCAUCAUUCUCGCGUAAUCCGAAGUCGGGAGCGCGUAGUAUGACCUUCAACACCAAUUAAGUGGAGCCAGACUUCCGCACAUUCUGCAAAAAUAAUAAACACAUUGUAUGCUAC